AUGAGAGAGCACUUGGAGCUAUGGCGUAUGCGUCAAGAGAGAAAUCUUGAGUGUAUGGCUAUGACAGAGGAUCGUAGGUAUGAACCUAAGUUAUCCGACUUAGUGUUCCCCUCCAAGUGCCCGGCUAAUCGCAUUGGUCACCAUCUUGAUGUUAUAUGGUCUGGUCCUUCAACUAUCACUUCACUCAACGGUACUGCAAUGGUUGGUAUAACCCCCGGUAUUAUUCUAGAAGGUGUUGGAGGGGUAGUUGUGAGUGAAGAGGGAAAGAGUCUAGAAGUGCCAGAAGGUUACGGUCCUUCGGAGGUAUACCCACUUGAGAACAUCAAGCAUGCUCCGGCAUUGCAAGGUGUGAUUUAUGGAUAUCUUCAAGAAGGGACAAAAGUCUUUCUGGAUUCACAGGGAGCUAUUAAGGAUAUGACCCUGAGGCCUGGAACGGAGAUUGACGACUUACGUUUACUUCAACGUGCCAGGAAGAAGAUGGAUUUGGAGAAGAUAGUUCGGGAAUCCGGACGGGUCCGAGACGAAUUUGGGUCAGAACUGUUACUCUCUCCUGGUAUUUGUCCUUCUGAUGAAGAGACACAACAGCUUGAGGAUAGAUUGCUACCACCAGAGAGCUUCAUUAUGGGUGACUCGGAGGAAGGUGUACCUUCUGAGGAUGAGGAUCCAGAUGAGGAAGAUAUGGUGGAUCUUUCAAGGCUUCGAGAACAACUUGGUGUUGAUGAUGAUUAUGAAUUUAGAAGGUUCAUGAAGAAAGCACCUCCAAAUGGUUCGGAUGUGGUUGUGGCGGACAAUGACUACGACGGGUUAGCCACUGUUCUCGAGGGUGAUGCGGGAACUGAGGAUGGAUCUAUGUUGGUCCAGCCUAUGAGGGUUGAACUCCUCGGUGGAUGCUUAGAACAUGCCAAGGCCACUGAUGAGGACAUCCUUACGGUACAGCUCGAUAAUAUGGUCUACGUCAGUCCGUGUGACCAUAAAUGGACACGCAAAAGGAGUCGAGACCUAUUGAAGCUAUUACACGAUGUCCAGGUUCCCCAUUGCUAA
Molecule: messenger RNA, 1041 nt
Organism: Perkinsus marinus ATCC 50983
Lineage: Eukaryota; Perkinsozoa; Perkinsida; Perkinsidae
Exons: 1
Coding region: 1-1041 (346 amino acids)
Source: RefSeq, a predicted model, not a curated record